Molecule: messenger RNA, 1393 nt
Organism: Phanerochaete carnosa HHB-10118-sp
Lineage: Eukaryota; Fungi; Basidiomycota; Agaricomycetes; Polyporales; Phanerochaetaceae
Exons: 5
Coding region: 617-1297 (226 amino acids)
Source: RefSeq, a predicted model, not a curated record
GUCAUGUUCAUGCUCAUUAAAUUUCAGGGCAGGCGGUCGCGACCAUCGUCCCUACAUAAGUGGAGGCAUUCAACCCUGCGAGCAGGACAAUAGGAGGAACAAAACUUGCAAAGACGGUGUAGACCCUAAACAUACAACGUGCGCUACUAGCAAAGGCGCGCGUGUUGUGGGGUUGACAUCGACUGCGCUCAUCGCCGAAGGGCUGCGCCUCGUGUCCCGCAUAAUGUGGUGUCCGUUGCUAGACUGCUACGCGUAACACGCUUGGCGGGGCAGAUCCGCUCAGGGAUUAAUGCGCGGAUCGGAGAGGAAUCAUCACUCGGCAUCUGUUCAUCCAAUGGCUGGACGCCGAUGCAGGUCACUUAAUCUUACCAUCUGCCUUCGCCGGAGGCGAAGCACUCGUGAAACGUUUAUGCGACACCACCGAAGGUCAUUAGGCUUCGACCUCGUCAACAUCUUUUUGCGUGACAACGAGAGCCUUCCAGCUUUGUACGAGUAGUAUAAGAACACGGCGCUGCGCUGUCUGCUCCUAAUUCCGCUCCCUUUUCUUCUCAGCUCUCUGAAACGCAUCCUCGUCUGUCAUUUACGUCAAUUCAACUUGAAUACCCCGAUCUACAAGAUGUUCGUCCCCCGUACCGUCAUCUCCGCGCUCGCGUUCGCCAUGAUGGCCAGCACGUUCCCUACCAGCGUCGACACAAGCAGUGUCGUACCGACCUCCACAGCCGUCCCGACUGCCUCCGGCGCGACAACGCCCGCAGGCAUCCACCCCCACUCCUUCGAGGUCUAUGACCCGCCCAUCACUCAGCCCACGGCCGACACCGUCUGGACCACCGGUUCGAGCCAGACCGUCAAGUGGGACAUCUCCAAGAUUGGUUCGGACGGCAGCAACACCACCGCCAGCCUCCUUCUUGGACAUAAGGAUCCUGGCUCGUCGAACGAGUUCCUUGACAUCAAGAACCCUCUUGCCGUCAACGUUCCCGUCAGCGCCGGCCAGGUCACCAUCACGGUUCCUGACGACGUCCUGACCGACAACAACUACAUUGUCGUCCUGGUCGGCUCGAUCAGUGACUCGGGCAACGCCUCUCCCGUAUUUACCAUCCAGAACCCGAGCCAGAGCUCAUUGACGAGCCUCCCCACCCCAACCCCAUCGGGCUCCAGCGUUCCUAUGUCUCCCGCCCCCUCCGUGACGUCUGUCUCGGACCCUGCUGCCUCCGCGACGUCCGUUCCCACCGACGUCCGUUCCUCGGUCCCCGUUGACACUGCUUCUUCGUCUGCCUCUGCUCUUCCAACCAGCCUAUAAUUUCAUAGCUUGAAGAUGGGUUGUUUGACAGGACUGGGCGCUGCGUAGAGACUAGUACAUGCUCGAUGAUGUACCGGACUCAAUUGGACUAAUUGC